Messenger RNA from Panicum hallii, 810 nucleotides. Its product is annotated as LOB domain-containing protein 30-like. The coding region runs from base 1 to 810 and encodes 269 amino acids. Gene Ontology annotation, biological process: positive regulation of DNA-templated transcription; hormone-mediated signaling pathway. Gene Ontology annotation, cellular component: nucleus. Lineage: Eukaryota; Viridiplantae; Streptophyta; Magnoliopsida; Poales; Poaceae. The transcript is spliced from 2 exons. The record is from RefSeq and is a predicted model, not a curated record.
AUGAGCUCGUCGGUGCCUGGGGCGAGCGCGGGAGGAAGCGGCGCUGGCGGAGCCGGCGGCAGCAGCGGCGCAGGGGCAGGAGGAGGAGGGCCGUGCGGUGGCGGCAGCGGCGGCGGUAGCGGAGGGCCGUGCGGGGCGUGCAAGUUCCUGCGGCGCAAGUGCGUGAGCGGAUGCAUCUUCGCACCCUACUUCGACUCGGAGCAAGGCGCGGGGCACUUCGCGGCGGUGCACAAGGUGUUCGGCGCCAGCAACGUGUCCAAGCUGCUGCUCCAGAUCCCGCCCCACAAGCGCCUGGACGCCGUCGUCACCGUCUGCUACGAGGCCCAGGCGCGCCUCCGCGACCCCAUCUACGGCUGCGUCUCCCACAUCUUCUCCCUCCAGCAACAGGUGGUGAACCUCCAGGCCGAGCUCACCUACCUGCAAGGCCACCUGACCACGAUGGAGCUCCCAACACCACCACCAUUCUCCGGGCAGCCCCAGAUGCCAAUGACCGCCGCCUUCUCCUCCGUCUCCAACCUGCCAUCGUCAUCCAGCGUCCCAGCUUCCGUCGACUUGUCAACCCUCUUCGACUCGCAGACGCAGUCCCAGCAGUGGGCCUUCCAGUUCCAGCAGCAACAAAUCCUGCAGCAGCAGCAGCUGCUUCAACAACAGCAGUACCUCCAGAUGGGAGAGGGCUCUAGAAGGGGCGCCAGUGGCAGCGGCACCGUGGACGGCGGUGACCUGCAAGCGCUGGCGAUGGAGCUCCUGGACCGGCGUCAGAGGGUGGCUGUGUGCUCGCCGCCCAAGCCGCCGACACCGGCCACACAGUGA